Glycine soja is the source of this 2102-nucleotide messenger RNA. Its product is annotated as protein SHORT-ROOT-like. The transcript has a single exon. NCBI's taxonomy places the organism in Eukaryota, Viridiplantae, Streptophyta, Magnoliopsida, Fabales, Fabaceae. Gene Ontology annotation, cellular component: nucleus. The record is from RefSeq and is a predicted model, not a curated record. Bases 359 to 1807 code for a protein of 482 amino acids. Gene Ontology annotation, biological process: negative regulation of mitotic cell cycle; leaf development; asymmetric cell division. Gene Ontology annotation, molecular function: DNA-binding transcription factor activity; sequence-specific DNA binding.
CCCCCCGCACAUCGAUUCCACAAAAAAGAGAAGAUAGCAUAGCAUACCUCAAUUUCAAUCAAAACCACUACACUACAAAUACACCACACAACUCGAUUACAUUUUUAUUUCCACCUCACCCUCAGCAAAAUUAACCAACUAACAUAUAGUAUAUCACUAAUAAUUAACUUUGUACAUAUAUAGUAAGGUAAGUAGUAUAAUGGAAUAGAAUAAAGCGAUCCCAUUCGAAAUUUCCAAUUCCCACCGUUAAAAACACGUUACGUCCCAUUUUCAUUCUUUGCUUGCUUGCGCUGGGACGUGACCAUAUCCCAUGCGAGAGUCAAAGUUUAGUGUGACAACAAAGGGUUAAUAACCUUAAAUGGAUACCACGUUGUUUAGAGUAGUGAGUAGUUUCCAACAUCACCAAGCUGAUCAAGAUCAUCAAUCCCUCAACAACUCCACCACAAGCAGCAGCUCUCGAUCCUCCAGACAAGAGCAAAACUAUCCCUACCCACAAGAACACGACGAAGAAUGCUUCAACUUUUUCAUGGAUGAUGAAGACUUAUCCUCGUCUUCUUCCAAGCACUACUAUCCCUAUCAACCCCACCCUCCCUCCACUACCGACCAUUCCUUCUCCCCCACUCCCGGCGUCGACGUUGUCUUCCCCUUCGAGUUCUCCUCCGGAAAGUGGGCCCAGGACAUCCUCCUCGAAACCGCACGUGCCGUUGCCGACAAGAACACCACCCGCCUUCAACAACUCAUGUGGAUGCUAAACGAGCUCAGCUCCCCCUACGGCGACACCGACCAGAAACUAGCCUCGUACUUCCUCCAAGCCUUCUUCAGCCGCAUCACCCAAGCCGGGGACCGAACCUACAAAACCUUAGCUUCAGCUUCCGAGAAAACAUGCUCCUUCGAAUCAACCCGCAAGACGGUGCUGAAGUUCCAAGAGUUGAGUCCCUGGACAACCUUCGGCCACGUGGCAUCCAAUGGCGCCAUCUUAGAAGCCUUGGAAGGAGAGCCCAAACUACACAUAGUUGACAUCAGCAACACCUAUUGCACCCAAUGGCCAACCCUCUUCGAAGCCUUGGCAACUCGAAACGAUGACACUCCGCAUCUCCGUUUAACCUCCGUCGUCACCGCCGGCGCCACCGCGCAGAAGGUCAUGAAGGAAAUCGGAGCCAGAAUGGAGAAAUUCGCCAGACUCAUGGGCGUGCCCUUUAAAUUCAACGUCGUUCAUCAUGUAGGUCAACUCUCUGACCUCGAUUUCAGUGUGCUAGAUAUUAAAGAAGACGAGGCGUUGGCGAUUAACUGUGUUAACACCUUGCAUUCGAUCGCCGCCGUGGGGAACCACCGUGACGCGGUUAUAUCUUCGUUGAGGAGGUUGAAACCGAGGAUCGUGACGGUGGUGGAGGAGGAGGCUGAUUUGGACAUUGGAUUGGAAGGGUUUGAGUUCGUGAAAGGGUUUGAAGAGUGUUUGAGGUGGUUUAGGGUUUACUUUGAGGCCUUGGACGAGAGUUUUCCGCGGACGAGCAACGAGCGUUUGAUGCUUGAGAGGGCGGCGGGGAGGGCGGUGGUGGACCUGGUGGCGUGUUCUCCGGCGGAUUCCGUAGAGAGGCGGGAGAAGGCGGCGCGGUGGGCGAGGAGGAUGCAUGGAGGUGGGGGGUUCAAUACGGUGGCGUUUAGCGAAGAGGUAUGCGAUGAUGUGAGGGCGUUGUUGAGGAGGUAUAGGGAAGGGUGGGCAAUGACACAGUGCUCCGACGCCGGAAUAUUCCUGACGUGGAAGGAGCAGCCGGUGGUGUGGGCCAGUGCAUGGAGGGCCUUGACGUAGAGUAGAGGAGAAUGACUUGACGUGAGUAAGGUGUUGAGGGACGGAUUCCCACGUGCUCUCUGUUCCGGAAACACGUGCCCAACGCUGAGGGUUCUUUUUUUCUUUUUUCUUUUAAGGUAAUUAAUUAAUGGCUUUUUUUACUUCCUGUUUUGAGUUUGCUACGUAAGGCAGUGGGAUUAAUUGGAAGGUAUGAGGGUGAUAGGAGGAAGGGGAUUUUCCUGUAUUAUUCAAAAAAGGAAUCAUCAUCAAGUAAAUUAAUUUUCAUUAUUAACUUUUUUUCACAUUUCGUUUUUUA